Messenger RNA from Ruditapes philippinarum (Manila clam), 4574 nucleotides. RefSeq names its product proprotein convertase subtilisin/kexin type 5-like. The transcript has 3 exons. The record is from RefSeq and is a predicted model, not a curated record. NCBI's taxonomy places the organism in Eukaryota, Metazoa, Mollusca, Bivalvia, Venerida, Veneridae. Bases 122 to 2368 code for a protein of 748 amino acids.
AUGAAAGUAGAUAAAUAACUUUGCUUAUCAGGGGAAGUAACUUCUACCUGAGUUAGUUGGUUUUUUUUCAGAAAAUUGCAAAUCGAAAGUAGACUUUUAUUAUCAUAACAUUUCGUUUGUGAUGGAACGAAGUUACAGUAUGCAUAUUUUUGUUUUACUCGUCUGCAUAUACUCUUUAUUUCAAUCGGUUCAUGUCGAUUCUUACAAAUGCGAUGAAGGAGAAAAAUGUCCCGAAAACUUGCCUUACUGCACACCAGUUGGCUGCGUUUACAGAUGUCCCGACCACGUGUUUAUCAAUGGCACAAGUUGUGUUCGGGACUGUGGCGAUCAGUAUGUAUACAACAGAACAUGUGUACCUAGUUGUCCAAAAGAAGCAUCGCUUGUUGAAGAGAAGAUCGAUUUUAUAAAUUCUAAGUUUAAGAAAUUCAAAUUUUGUCGAAUCCAAUGCUUAAACAAUACCUUUACGUACAAUAACACGUGUAUAAUUGCGUGUCCUAAGGCGUUUAAAUAUGUAGAGGAUCGAAAGUGUGUCAGUAACUGUACUUUAAAUACUUUUCAUCAGAAGAUUUAUGAUGUCAACGGAAUCCUUGUUGGAAUUCAAUGCAACAAAAGUUGUUAUAACUUUUCCAGUAAUCCGUUUCAGCUCUCGAAUGAAUGUGUAUCCAAAUGCAAAGAAGACCAAGUUGUCUUUGGCGGCGUAUGCCUUGAACAAUGUCCUAAAGAGAAGCAGUUAGUGUUAAAUUUAGAUAUGUGUAUAAAAAUGGGGAAGUGUUUACGGAAUUGGCCUGAGCAGAAAUAUUGCUCAGAAGGAUGUCCUAAGAAUUAUUUCGUUCAUAAUUCAAGUUGUUUAUCAAGAUGCCCAGAUACAGCAAAGUACUCUCAAGAUGGCCAAUGUGUGACAACUUGUCCAGAACAUAAAAUGUUUAAAUACUUAAAUAAUAGUCUAGAUGUGACUCAGUGUUUUGAAGCUUGUCCGUACCCUUUGUUUGCAUACAAUUACACUUGUACUCAUGACUGUCCAACAGGAUUUAAAUCUUUAAAGAGGAUGUGCAUACCCGAAUGUCCGAGGGGAACAUUUGUUGAAAUAUCAUUCACUAACGACCAAGAAUGUGUAUCAGAGUGUAGCAAGAAGUACAUCAGUGGUAAUGUAUGUGUAGAUUCCUGUCCGAACGAUUCUAAAUAUAUCGCUGAUUCUCACUGUUUAUCCGAAUGUCCAAAAUCACAUCCUUAUACUCAUAGAAACUCUAAAAAGUGUUUGAUAUCAUGUCCAGAUGAUAUAAAGACAUACAUAUCGAAACAGGAGUGUGUUACUACAUGUCCAAAAGGCACAAAUCUUUACGAAAAAUCAUGUUUAGAUGAAUGCCCUAAAAACACAUUGAAGAAAAUGGGGGUGAAUUCUGGAGAAGCUAUUUGUGUUGAUGUGUGUGACAAAUUCAAGAACAAUGGGACAUGCGUUGAUUCCUGCCCAGAGUUUUCACUAAAUGAUACCUGUGUCGACAAAUGCCCAAGUGCUCAUAUGAUAGUUUACGGAACGUCUUGCUAUACAGCAUGUCCAGAUAGAACUUGUCUUAUGGAUAACCGCUUGAAUUGCUCUGACAGCUGUAUUUUGGACACGGAUAGCGGACAAUUAGUGUACAAGUGCCCAAAAAGUGCCCCGUACUUUCGGACCAACAAUUCGGAAAACCACUGUGUUUCAUCAUGCGAGGAGAAUGAAGUCCUUGAGGACACGAAGUGCAUUAAUGUAACCGAUUGCAAAAGACCUGUCUUGUCGGAUGGUAAAUGUGCAGACCAAUGUCCUGAAGGUUUUUUAUAUCUACCGAGUGGAACAGAGGACGCCACCAUAAGCAUCUACGGAUAUGAAUACACUCUUGAUAGUAUCAAGAAUAAUCCAUGUAUAGGAAAAACUAAUGCUUAUACUACUGUUAUAAUGUUGGGACUUUUUACUGCCGUGUACUAUAUAUUUGCUGCAAUUUUUCUGUUCUCCUCUCAAGUCAAGGAAACUCAGUGUUGGUCGGAAUAUAACAAAGAUCAAAAUGAAGAGCUGGACAAUAGAACUGUGUAUGCAAAUUUGGUUCAAGAUGAAGAUACAGCAGGGAAGAGCUUGCAACAUGAAGAUCGUAUAAAUGAAGAUCGUCUUAUUGAAGAUCGUCUAACUGAAGUGUGCCUAAAUAAUGAACGUCCUAAUGAAGAUCGACGAAUUGAAAAUCAAGUAAACGAAGCGUGUCUAGAUGAUGAUCAUCUAAAUGAUGUACCUAUGUUGAGUUUAGCUGUAGAAAAUAAUGACAAAACAUUUGAACAUGUCUGCAUGGUAGAUAUUCAUAGAGGUAACGACGACUGUGAUGAUGUGCCAUUGCUAGAUACUAAAUGAUAUUAAAAAGUACAGUUUGUUUAUCCCACCAACCCAAAAAAUAUACAUAAAUGUGAAUAUUCAGAAUUCGGGAAAACAUUUAAAAUGUUUGCCGCAUGAGUAACAAAAUAAUAUUUAUGGAGUACGGCUCCUUUCAUGCUCUAGGUUAGGCACACGCCUCUACUCACGCUCUAGGUUAGGCACACGCCUCCAGUCAAGCUCUUGGUUAGGCACACGCCUUCACAUACGCUCUAGAUUAGGCACACGCCUUCACUCAUGCUCUAGGUUAGGCACUCCCCUCCACAAACGCUCUAGGUUAGACACACGCCUCCACAAAUUCUCUACGUUAGGCACUCGCCUCUACGAACGCUCUAGGUGAUAAAACUUAUAAAAUAUGCAACUUGAUCAUGUUACAACAUGUACCAAAUUGAAAUUGCAUGUAUUUCAAACUAUCAAUAGGAUACCCUUAUAACUGUAUUAUCAAAUUGUUAAACUGAAAUCAAUUUCAAUUUUUAUGUCAUUUCUAGACCUUAUAUCUACUUGAAACGUAUUUGUUUUUAAUCUUAAUCGCUGUUUAGAUGAAGGAGGGAAAAUAAUCCGUUUCAUGAUGAAACGGUCCAUUUCAACGCUGAAUUCGCUUACUGGGAAACACCGCCACAACUACAAUUCAAACACAAUUAAAACAACUUAACUUUUUCUAGAAACGUAAAUCAAAACUACAUGGUAUAACAUGCACCGAAGAUAUCUGAUGUAGAGUUAACAAAAUAUAGACAUGCACUAGCUCGGAAGUAGCGAUAUACCGAUUUACCGUAUACCUCCGAAAGAGGAAACUCUAUCACUUACCAGACAUGUUAAUGCUCACACUUCUGUUUCAGUGUUAGAAAUGAAGAUAUUGUUUAUAUUGUAACAUUCGAAACUUAUUUGUUUUUACAAUGAUACAUAUUAAAUAAAUUAUAAAAUUAAAAAGAUGCUUUUAAAUAUGUAUCAUGCUUUACUACCAUAGUGUAUCUAAUCGCAUCGUGCUAUAAGCACAAGUGAUGACAGAUUGGCUAUGUGAUGACAGAGAUCUAAAUUUCUAGAUAUUUGGAUUGCGUGACCCUUAGUGGUCUAAGCAUAAACUCAUUUAUUUCAAAUUUGAAAUAUUAUGAACCCAAAAAAAUCAAUAUUAAUUGGUGAAAACUUUCCAUUCCAUAAGUGAAAGAAAAAAAGAACUUUUUUUAAUUGCAAUGCGGCAGGCUUUGAUUAAACGCGAACAUACUGAAGAAGUGAUGCUUGAUAAAGGUCACUCCGUCGAUGUUGCCAAAAACAAUGUAAGAAAAGAUACAGUGAUCUUCGAACUGACAGGCCUCCAGUAACUGGCGCGUACAAGACGUCGUUCCGUGCGAUGUCAAACACGAGACAACAUUUUGGGGCAAACUGUAUUAAUGCCAAAAUCAAAUGACGUUAAAAAACAUGAUUUUUAAAUCAUAUAUACAGUCCAUUUGAAUCCAUGCACUAUUAAAAUUUACACCCUUUCACGUUUAUUCGGUGCACACGUUUCUGGAGAAUUUUUUUUUAAAUAUGUCGUUUGAAGGCAAAUUAACAAAGCUAAAACAAUGAACUUCAGAUGAAAACAAAUUUGACUAUUAAUCAUAAACUCCAUGCGAUUUCAUUUUGUGUACGAGUAUAUAUCAUGAUGUGGAAAAAGGAAAGGGACAUAAUUUUGGCAAAAUGAUAAAAUCGAUAACCCACCACACUUGCUGCAACAGCGCACUUGGUAACAAUACGUCUGUGAAUGUUUGAUUAAACGUCAUCAAGAAAUGUACGCGUUGCAACCGAACAUUUGUUUACGCAGAGCCGCUGUCGCCCUCCCAACGACAUUUACCAAUCAUAACCACUCUACUUUCUUUUAAAAAAUCAUGUUAAACAAGAGCAUGCCACAGGCAAUGCAGCAGUCCCCUACCGGAAUAUCGUUCCCUAAAUUCAACAAUAACAGACAUACAUAUGAAAAAACAGUGACACGUACUUACCAGAAGUAGGAUCAACCUAGCGUUUGUACUUGUCAAGUUUUCAUGGCAGAAUUUUAGCCUUUUUCGGAUAGAAGGAAUGACAGACGGACGAACAGAUAAAAAAAUAUGUGCCUUAUUUCCAAAACAUCUUUUUUCCACAUACAAAUUAUCAUUAACCUAGCUUUUAUACUUUUUCAUUAAUGACAAUCAAGAUGUCUUUGGACUGACAGAGACAAACG